AUGCUACUGCCCGACAAGUCCCAGGCAACAUACACCAUAGCAUUCCAGUUGUUGAGGGCUGAGACAGAGCGACUUCAUCUGCAUCUCCAGCCACCGAUUCUGCAGAUAGGCUUUGAGAAAGCCGUCGCGAACGCUGCCCAUGCUGUCUUCGAUGGAGUGGAAAUCCGUGGCUGCUACUUCCACUACGCCCAGGCAUUAUGGAGGAAGAUUCAAAAUCGUGGACUUACAUCACGCUACAAGGAGGAUGCCGACUUCAGGCAACUGGCCCUUAGAGCAAAUACCCUCCCACUUGCACCCCUCGAUCAAAGCAUUGUAGGCAGACUGAUUCUCUCGGAGAUGGAAAUUAAAGAUAACAAAGGGUGCCGGAAAUUGCGAGAGGGAAGACUGUUUACAAAGCUUACAGGCAUCUCCUGA
Molecule: messenger RNA, 414 nt
Organism: Haliotis rubra (blacklip abalone)
Lineage: Eukaryota; Metazoa; Mollusca; Gastropoda; Lepetellida; Haliotidae
Exons: 2
Coding region: 1-414 (137 amino acids)
Source: RefSeq, a predicted model, not a curated record